CGUACACAUACACAGCUUCUUGAUCUCACAAACUUAGUACUUAGUCUCCAUCAUAUCGCACAUUAUACCUUAUCAGUUGUAACUUAUACCUGCACACAUAUAAGAAGCCAGGGGAAACAAGGGAGGGAGACCGCGACCUCCACAACUCCAGCACUCGUCAACCGGCUGAUCCUGCUCCUUUACGGUUUACCAUUCACAAUGGACAAGGGAAAUGGCCCUGGACGACUACCGAGGCAGGAGCGCGAGUUUGCGCCGUGGGAACUCAAGUUCUUCGACACCGUCGCCAAGAUCCACUGGGCGCUCUUCUAUUUCAUGACCUUCAUCAUGAUCGCCGGCUUCGUCGCAGGCUUUAUCAA
Molecule: messenger RNA, 356 nt
Organism: Sodiomyces alkalinus F11
Lineage: Eukaryota; Fungi; Ascomycota; Sordariomycetes; Glomerellales; Plectosphaerellaceae
Exons: 2
Source: RefSeq, a predicted model, not a curated record